Messenger RNA from Pseudogymnoascus verrucosus, 710 nucleotides. RefSeq lists its product as uncharacterized. NCBI's taxonomy places the organism in Eukaryota, Fungi, Ascomycota, Leotiomycetes, Thelebolales, Thelebolaceae. Bases 232 to 564 code for a protein of 110 amino acids. The record is from RefSeq and is a predicted model, not a curated record. The transcript has a single exon.
GUUCCAGACCAAUGAGAGGCGUUCCUCCGACGCAUUAUUAGGGCUGAACUAAACGAGACAACUGUUGAGGGAUUGCGCGAUGCCGUCAGUGAGAUACGCACACUCAACAACAAAGUCGAUGAUAUGGCCAACGACCCGUUGUCUAAUGACACCUGUAUGCUUAGAGAAAAGGAUGGUCCGGGGGGGGGGGUUCGUGGGCGACACGUAUAGGUGUGUUGCUGUCGUUGCGAAAUGCUGUCACCGCUUGCGCUACAGCUGUCGUUUACCUGUCUGCUCUUGUCACUACUUCCACUGUUGCUGUCAUUAGUAACCCUGCUGUCGUCACCGCAACUGCUUCUCGAAGUGGAAAGAAAUGAGCCCAUUGCCACUGCUUGCGCUGCUGCUAUCACUAGUUCCCCUGUUGUUGUUGUUGGUGCAAAUGGCGUUCUGCGUGAACCGAUGUCAGCUCAUUGGUCUCCGACGUUCGCGCAUUUCAUGCGCGGGUUGCAGGCACUUUUAUGUCUUUUUGAUCCGAGCUGUGGCGUCUUGCUUGCCCUCCUGGGGAGCAUCAACUUAUCGUCUUAGGAAAUAUGGAUGGCGUGCAGAUGCAAUAUGAAACGCCUGGAAAAUUACGCAGAGGGAGGGGCGUCAGCGUCGGUUACCUGCCUGCUGUUAUUACCUGGAGAUUGGCAUGGGAGUUCUGUCUUCGAGGCAUGGGAGGUUGAUGGGAG